Cotesia congregata is the source of this 2688-nucleotide messenger RNA. NCBI's taxonomy places the organism in Eukaryota, Metazoa, Arthropoda, Insecta, Hymenoptera, Braconidae. The record is from the annotation of a GenBank genome assembly.
AUGAAUUCCUGUGAAGAAUCAGAAUCAUCUGUUUGUGAUACUCUAGAUCUGAGUGGUCAAGGACUUAAAAAAUUAAGUCGGUGUCCGUCAGACGCAGAUAUUAAUACUUUAAUCGUAGACGAUAAUGAACUUCAAAGACUUGACAAUCUUGAUACUUAUCACAGAAUCACAAAGCUCUCUAUUGUACGCAAUCAGCUUUUACGAAUGUAUGGAGUAUCAAAAUUAUGUAAUUUGGUUACACUAAAUUUGGCUAACAAUGGAAUUUUAACAAUCGAAGGCAUCAAAGAUAUGCCAAAUUUAACAACUCUGUGCUUAGCUGGGAAUAAUAUUAAAUCCAUUGAGCAUCUGCAUACUAAUACAAAAUUACAACAUCUGGAUUUAUCUGAAAAUAGUAUCAGUCAUAUUUCUGAUAUUUCUUAUCUCAGAAAUUUAAAAGAGUUAUUUUUACACAAUAAUCGCAUAAUAACGUUACGACAAUCUGAAAGAUAUUUGCCAACAUGCUUAGAAACUCUAACAUUAGCUAACAAUAAUAUUACAGAUUUAAAUGAAAUGUCUCAUCUCAGUGGAUUGACGAACCUUAUUAAUUUUUCUAUUGCUAAUAAUCCUUGUGUUAGUUCUACAGUUUAUAGUGGUUUUGAUUAUCGUCCAUUUGUCAUCAAUUGGUGUAUGAGUCUCAAGUCAAUCGAUGGAUAUGCUGUAGAUCCGAUUGAAAGUUUAAAAGCUGAAUGGCUUUAUUCUCAAGGACGAGGCAGACAAUUUCGUGUUGGUGAGCAUUCAUUACUUACUCAAUAUUUAGCAUCUGUUUGUCCAUUAUCGGGUGAGUGUCUUGAGAAUGAGACAGACAGAAAGCUUAGAUUAAUAUUGAGUAAAGCGCAGCAUCACCAACAACAACUCAAUCAGCAAAGUGACACCAGUACUGUUCAUGGUAUGAUACCAUCUCCGGUAGCUAGACGAAGAUUAGGACCUAAUCGUACUAGCUCACCGAGACGUCCAAGUUCUUCAUGUAAUUCUAUGCGAUUGAGAUCACCAGAUCGAAUGGUAGCAAGUUGUCAUACUGAUACUAUAAUAUCAUCUUGUCAUGGAACUCUAGCUGAUAACCACGAAUUACUAAUGACUCAAAGUCUUGAUCCAAAUAUGCUGUGCAAUACUUUUAAUAACAAAUCCAAAGAAUCCGGAUUAAAAGAUAUAGAAGAAACUUCAAGUCCUUUACAAGCAGCAACGAAACUAGUACCUGUGCCAGAAUCAUUGAUGAGCCCAGAUUUUCGGCCACCUUCUGGUCUCUCGCGAAUUCUUCCAAAAACUCCACCAUCUCGACUUAACUCACCAAUACAGACAAUUGUACCUGUUAAGAUUAACAACGAAAAUAAUUCAAAAGCCAUUACAACAAGCAAUUUAUCAAAUAUUGUUACUGCUAAAACUAGUGUAGGAGUACUAAAAGCAAAUUCUCUUAUGAAAAGUAAUUCGGCGUCCAACUGUGUAGCAGGAAAAACAAAUAUUGCUAAACCUAUUACGACAAAUACCAAUGGUAAAUGUCCACAGGCUGUUAAAAUAAAUAAUUAUGUGCAAAGUAAAAUAUCAACACCAAAAAAAAGUGCUAGAAAUUCACCAAAUUUGCCUAGAAAUCCACAAAGAAUGAAAGCUACAAAUGACAAAGUAAAAAGUAAUGAUUUACUAAAGGGUAAAUUUACGGGUAAUGAUAAUACAGCAAUAAGUAGCGAUGAAGAUAGCGAAGUUUGUCAAGUGAAAUUAAAUAAUAUUCGACACAGAGCUAUUCAAAGACGCCAGGAGGAUACAAAUAAAGCUGAAGAUCAAGCUGAAAAGGCAGCUGUAUGUAUUCAAAGAAUGUGGCGAGGUUAUCAUACACGUAACUUGAACAAAAAGGCUACAAAUGUUUUAAAAACAAUUGAAAUGAUGAGGACGAAUAAGUACAUACAAAAAUUAUCAACUGACAUGGAGGCAACACGUACUGCUCUUGAAAGUGAACAUAAACUACAAUUACUUCAGAUGCAAGCUAUAAAUGCACUGUGGAAAAAAGUUGUUAGUUUACAACCAGGUGGACGUGAUGCAAAUGAAAUUAAUAGUGCACAGGCAAACACUGAUAUUGUUACAAAUCUUGCGCAGACUUGUAAUUUAUUGCACAGUCAGGUGCAGCAAUUACAAGAUUCAAUGACUGAGAUAAAACGAUGUAUGUCAAAUAUGCAAACAAAAGUUGUGUUAGUUGACAAUGGUGUUGGAACGCAAACAGAAAUAUCGGCAGUGCACACUCCAGCUGGUGAAGAAAAUUCAUUUCCAUAUGGCAAACCACUACUAAUUCGACCCCAAUCAUUGUCUAUACAACCGACAAUACAUGAAAGUGCGGAAAGUAAAUCUUUCGCUACAAAUCUUGUUGACAGUGUUCUUAAAAAAGUAUCUCAAUCAACAGAUACAACGGAUGAUGAAGUUAAUACUGAUAUACUUAAUUCAAACUCGAAUCCAGAAUUAUUAUCAGCUGAUCAUCAGGAAAUGUUUAAAAGCUGUGAAGAAGUUGUUGAGGAUGAAUUCAAAGAAAUGGAUGGUGAGUUGGAAAAAGUUAUUGAGAGUACAGAUAUUUGUGAAGAGACCAUUUGUAAAGAGUUACAUAAUCUUAUUGAAAAUGAGAGUGGUCAAGAAGAAAGUACUGCUGGAAGUGAAAAGGAAAAUUCCUACUAA